This is a messenger RNA of Aspergillus tanneri, 1560 nucleotides long. RefSeq lists its product as uncharacterized. The transcript has a single exon. Bases 1 to 1560 code for a protein of 519 amino acids. Lineage: Eukaryota; Fungi; Ascomycota; Eurotiomycetes; Eurotiales; Aspergillaceae. The record is from RefSeq and is a predicted model, not a curated record.
AUGACGAGCGAGCGCCAAUCCAACUCGCAAAAUGAAGCGCCUGCCUCGACACAGACAACGGCUCAAGGAACCUUACAAUUCGCAAAAGGGGGAUCGUCCUGGUCAAGUUACGGGGGCUCGAUAUAUAAUGCAGUUCGGGCUAGCUCUACGAACGAUGCUCAUGCCUCUGGCUCCAUUAAUGAACCGAACGACAUACUGGACAGCAUGCUAGCAGCUAACAUGGCCAUGCUCAUACCUCUGACGCCUGAGGGAUCGACCCAUCACAAUCCGAUGCAUAAGCUUGACUGCUGUACGGGGCAGGGAACAAAACAUUGUGGAUGCCAUGCACACAUAGUGUCUGACAACUGUAGCUCACAUCGCGGGUUGUCCAAAUCAACAUCAGGCGAUCAUUCGCCGCAUCGUCAAGCAGCCAGUUUAAAUGAUGCCAGUGACAAAUCAAUGGGUCCCAAGUGGGCUGGUGGUGGCCUGCUAUCCCCAGCGAGGCCAAUUUUACCACGAUAUCCACCGCCGGAGAGGUCGCCCACGCCUCCUGGGCUCCCAUCGUUUGGCAGCCCGGAAGCGAUCGGUUACUCUUCCCAAUUCCCCGUACGAUCUGCGAUCAAUGGACAGCCUCAACUACAUGAUCGGCGCACCUUGAACUCUCACCAUGCUGCUGAUGCUUCUGGAGCCAGGUCCUCCGGAGGACGAUGGAGAAGGAUCCUUAGUUUUGCAUCACCUCGCUCCACACCCCCACCUAACCAGUCGCUAUGUCCCGUUGCAAGGGCCGCAGAUGGCACUGCUGUCCUCGGAAGGUUUCCAUAUCGUCAAGGUGGCCAUAGUAUGAACGUAGCAAGGCAGUUGGAAGAACACCCCUUCCACCGAAGGACUCUGUCAAUGGCUCAGUGUGAUGGCGGUACGGUGGAUGAAAGGGCAAAUUCUCAGGAAGAGUGGUCGAUAAGGGGGCUUGACAACAUGAAUGGGAGGGAUUCCACCUCCCACGCAGACCGGAACCCUAGAGAUCGUGAUCGAGCGACACAAGACGUACUCCCGCCUCUGCCAAAUCCCAGCAUAUCCACUCGACCGCGUAGGCCGAUGUCGACGUAUGCCUUCGAUAAUUCUUCUAGGUGCACAUCCUAUCAUACGUGUGGUGACCAACCUCAAGGAGCUGAAGCGCCCGAAAGAACAAGCGGAUCAAGCCUACCGUUGUCCAGCAGAACCAGCAAUUCUGCUGGAUGCCUUCUCGCCACAACACAAUCGACCAUGUCCAGUAACGUGCAUCGGAUAGAUGUAGAAGGCGAGGACAAAGCAGUGUCUUUCUUGCAAAAUCUGGGAAUCACCACCUUGUGCUUCCCCUGUUGCUUGGGGGCUACAGCUGGAACGGACUCGAAUACUGGCUCUCAUGAUACUUACAUUACUGCGAGGAGCCAAAAUUCAAAUGAGAGCGCGACAGACCAAGCUCAUGCUCACGUUGAUCCGAGCAAUCAUACUCGAUAUUAUACAGAAUGGUGCUCGAGGGCAUGGACAUCGCUCCGUGGGUUUGCCUCUCGCAAUUUUUUCAUCACGGAACCCAUGCUUGGUUAA